This is a messenger RNA of Cyclocybe aegerita, 999 nucleotides long. The record is from the annotation of a GenBank genome assembly. NCBI's taxonomy places the organism in Eukaryota, Fungi, Basidiomycota, Agaricomycetes, Agaricales, Hemipholiotaceae.
AUGGCAACGGAUAAUAUACGGCAGCUGGACCGCCUUCACACCCGCAUUACCAAGUUCAUGCCAGGGACCCCGAAGAAGCGAUGCAUUGGCCACGUUCUGCACGCCGACCCCAUGGCGUCUCCUCGGACGAACCUGAUGGGUUCACCGUCGACUGGGCCGUCAUCCAGCUCAACACUUAAGGACGCUUUCGAUUGGGGCGAAUCGCGAUUUCAAGGGGAACAGGGUUUAGUAUACAUCGUACAUCCAUCUCGCCAGCUCGUCCCGCAAACAAUUGUUUCAUUCAUUCAUGAUCGCACAGGCCCCAAGAUCGACAGGGAAGCCUACCGGAACCUCAUGUUCCCCAACUACAAGGACCGGGCUGGCUACGAGUCGGCCUCCUCCAGAUCGUCGGCAGCGUGCCCGAGAUCUAGAGCGAAAUCUGUGAACCCAAGCAGCUCAAUGCACGUCAUUAAGAACGGCUUGACCACGGACACUACCGUCGGCUGGGUGAACGGCCUCAAAUCCCUUGCAAUUGUCCGCCACUACUACAUCCACUACGACCUCAAGCUCAAGUUUACCGCCCUCGAGGCCAAUAUCGUUCCCUACGGCGGGCGCGACUCCGGCUCUGUCGUCCUCGACAGAAAUGGCCGUAUCGUUGCCCUGCUCACGGGUGGUGGCGGCGUGACCGAUGACGAGACCGACGUCACCUUCGGUAUGAACUCGAACCUCUCAUCAUCAAGGAGACCUUGCCUGGCUGCCGCUGUAUCUACGACUAGGUUUGUGCAGGGACCGGCUCGACGUCGAUGUGCCCAGUCGCGGGUUGCCGCCGCUCAUCCGGUUCAGGGUCACCCACACCCAGACCACACCCUCUUAAGUUUGCCCACCGCCUCCGAGUCUUUCGAAUUCGCAGCAUCGUCAACCGCGGCGGCCUCUUCUCAUUCGCGAGCUACGGCCCAUCCUCACCCGGGCCCGGGCUCACACGAGCACCAUCAUGGCAAUCUACUCUACACUCACACCUAG